Messenger RNA from Mesitornis unicolor (brown roatelo), 992 nucleotides. Its product is annotated as retinol dehydrogenase 3-like. The record is from RefSeq and is a predicted model, not a curated record. The annotation marks the transcript as partial. Lineage: Eukaryota; Metazoa; Chordata; Aves; Mesitornithiformes; Mesitornithidae. The transcript is spliced from 4 exons.
AAUCAGUGCACAUAGCAAUUUUGGCUUCCAUCCUCUCUCUUAUCAUUUACUGGCUCAUCAGAGACAGCCACAGAGUGAGAAACCUCAGCGGGAAGCAUGUUUUCAUAACGGGCUGCGAUACCGGACUUGGAAACUCACUGGCUAAGUGGCUUGACAAAACAGGAUUCUGUGUCAUUGCUGCAUGUGCCACAGAAAAAGGGAGCCAAGAGCUGCGGUCCUGCUGCUCGCUCUCACUGAAGACAGUGGACCUGAACUUAGCUGACUCCAACAGCAUUGCCAGGACUGUUGCGUUUGUGACUGAAGAGACGGCUGGCAAGGGGCUUUUCGGCUUGGUGAGCAAUGCUGAAGGAACAGCACCUGUAGCACCCACUGACUGGCUGAGGAUUGAAGACUUCCACUCAGUGCUGGAUGUCAGUCUGCUGGGAUUGAUCGAAAUCACACUCAAACUUCUGCCGCUUCUGAAAAAAGCUGAGGGAAGAGUAGUCAAUCUAAUUAAUGCCAAAAGCCUCAUGGCUUUUGCAGGGGGUGGCUACAGCCUGUCAAAAUGGGGCAUGGAAGCUUUCUCUGACGCCUUACGGAGAGAGAUGCAGCAUUUUGGAGUGAAAGUAAGUAUUGUUGAGCAUGGUUUCUCUAAGGCAGCAGUAGCCAAUCCAGAUGUCAUCAAGAGACACCUCUUAAGACUUUGGAACAGGCUGAAUCCUGAGAUCAAGCACUCCUAUGGAGAAAAAUACUUGGUUGAAUAUGCAAAAGCUCAAAGAUCAUUAGUGAAGAGACUGUGUGACUCUGAUAUUUCUAAGGUCGUAAAAUGCAUGGAACAUGCCCUGAUAGCAAAGUACCCCAGGACACGAUACGGAGCUGGAUGGGAUGCAAAGUUCUUGAGGCUGUUUCUCUCCUAUGCCCCAAGCUGUUUAUCUGACAUGCUACUGCACAUGACGUUUCCAGCUCCAGCAGCUACUGGGAGAGCAGUUCCUGAAGUUGUCAUUAACAUUUAG